AUGGCCCCGGAACGGUCGGGAGAGAAGUCGAUUGUAUUCUACGACAUCGCUUCUGCCCCACCAAAAAGGACAUAUGCCCCAAACCCGUGGAAGGCAAGACUUGCCCUCAACUUCAAAUCUGCCUCCUACAGCACGGCUUGGGUUGAGUUGCCGGAUGUGGCAUCGACCCGCACGGCACUUGGUGUCCCUCCAAGUCGCAAAUUCCCCGAUGGCAGCGAUUUCCACACCCUGCCUCUUCUCCACGACAAGAUGACGAACCAGUAUGUCGGCGACUCCUUUGAUAUCGCACUGUACCUGGACGACAAGUAUCCCGACGGGCCUCGGCUGAUUGCCCAAGGCAUGGCCGGCGUGACCAAGGCCUGGAACGAUCGGAUCGACCAACUCUUUACGCGUUUUGUCAAGCUUUGUGUCGACGGCAUGCCGCUCAACCCUGAUAAUGCCGACAUCUGUCGCCAAACCUUUGCGAGCAGGGGUCGAUUGAUGGGUUGGGAUGGCGACUGGACGGUAAAGGGUGACGAAAGAGGAGACAUGUUGGCCGAGUUUCAGGCGGCACUUGGCGAAUUGGAGAUUUACUAUUCUUAUACAAUUGACAUGCAGCGUCGCGCUGAAAGCAGUGGACCUUUCUUAUCUGGAGAACAACCCACAUACGCCGAUCUCAUUGUGGGCGGUUGGCUGGGCUACGUCCACGAGACACUGCCACCUGCCGAGCUUGCUGGAUUCCAGACCUGGCAUAACGGUCGGUGGGGAAGGAUUUGGCGGGCUCUGGCUAAGUACGCCGAUAGUACAAAGUAG
Molecule: messenger RNA, 792 nt
Organism: Hirsutella rhossiliensis
Lineage: Eukaryota; Fungi; Ascomycota; Sordariomycetes; Hypocreales; Ophiocordycipitaceae
Exons: 2
Coding region: 1-792 (263 amino acids)
Source: RefSeq, a predicted model, not a curated record